Messenger RNA from Stegastes partitus (bicolor damselfish), 4135 nucleotides. Its product is annotated as solute carrier family 25 member 36-A. Gene Ontology annotation, cellular component: mitochondrion. The record is from RefSeq and is a predicted model, not a curated record. The transcript is spliced from 7 exons. Gene Ontology annotation, biological process: pyrimidine nucleotide import into mitochondrion. Gene Ontology annotation, molecular function: pyrimidine nucleotide transmembrane transporter activity. NCBI's taxonomy places the organism in Eukaryota, Metazoa, Chordata, Actinopteri, Pomacentridae. Bases 401 to 1336 code for a protein of 311 amino acids.
CGCAGAGCCUUGAGAGGGGCAGAGCACGUCAGCCACAGGGAGGCCGUGUCGAGUCGCUCCUCUUUACUACAAGACUGGAAUUACUCGCCAACAUUAAACGCACGCACGCUAUGCCGACGCGUUAUCCCGUUCCCGAAGGAGGAGACGCCGACCUGCCGCUCUGACAUCCACCGUCUCCGCCGCCGCCGCACAGCCCGUUAGCUUCGGCGGCUAACGCGAGCUAGCCGAGUUAGCUGUUACAUACCCUCGUUUUCCAGCACGCAGCUGACCUCCACCACAACACAGACGCACCGACUAUCAUUUGCUCGCAACGUCGGGGUCGUUGUUCUCCCCCCCUACCCCCUGUCUCCCCGUUGUCCCCGUGUGCUGCCCCGUGGACGUUUCCCGAAUAUGAUCCACAAUGAGUCAAAGAGACACCUUAGUUCAUCUGUUUGCAGGGGGAUGUGGGGGCACGGUAGGAGCCAUAUUGACUUGUCCGCUGGAAGUAGUGAAGACCCGUCUGCAGUCGUCCUCCAUCACCCUCUAUGUGUCUGAGGUUCAGCUCAGUACUGUCAACGGGGCCAGCGUGGCCCGCAUGUCCCCGCCGGGCCCCCUGCACUGUCUCAAAUUGAUAUUGGAGAAAGAAGGACCUCGAUCUCUCUUCAGGGGUUUGGGGCCCAACUUAGUGGGCGUGGCACCUUCCAGAGCGAUCUACUUUGCUGCUUACUCCACUGCCAAAGAGAAACUGAACAGCGUGAUGGAACCCGACUCCACGCAGGUGCACAUGGUGUCGGCCGGAACGGCAGGUUUUACAGCCAUCACAGCAACCAAUCCGAUAUGGCUCAUAAAGACUCGCCUGCAGCUGGACGCGAGGAAUCGAGGUGAGCGACGGAUGAGUGCGUUUGAGUGUGUGCGGCGGGUGUAUCAGGCAGACGGCUUGCGAGGCUUCUACAGGGGAAUGUCAGCGUCUUACGCCGGUAUCUCAGAGACUGUGAUCCACUUUGUGAUCUAUGAGAACAUUAAACGGCGCCUCUUGGAGGCCAAGGCAACACAGAACAUGGACGAGGAAGAGGAGACAUCGAAAGAUGCUUCAGACUUUGUGGGGAUGAUGCUUGCUGCUGCCACCUCCAAGACUUGUGCCACAACUAUUGCUUAUCCUCAUGAAGUGAUUCGUACCAGGCUACGUGAAGAGGGCACCAAGUACCGCUCCUUUUUCCAGACUCUAACAACAGUGCCCAAAGAGGAGGGCUACCGCGCCCUGUACCGCGGCCUCACCACCCACCUGGUACGCCAGAUCCCCAACACCGCCAUCAUGAUGUGCACCUACGAGUUGGUGGUCUACCUCCUGAAUGGUUAAAGUCUUCCCCCUCUUAGACAGUCUAUGUAACCCUGCCCCUGUUUGGAGAUGAAGAGAAGCGAGCACCUGCACACCAGCUAGCACAGCUAACAACCUGCUUGGACGGAGACGGCACCUCGACCUUUGUCUCACUGACACAAGCGGUUGUUAGGAAAAAAAGUUGGGAGUUUUGUUUUAUAACCAAAGGGUAUGGCACAAGGCGGAGGGUCACAGAGAUCCUCGCAUUGAUGUGGGGAUCUCGGUUUAGCAGUGGCAAAGAAACGGUUGCCCUAUUUUCAUUUUUAUUCCAUCCCCUGUUCCCUUCGGAUAUAUACGUUGCUUGUGCAAACUCAGAUUCAGAGCGCUGAAGAAAGAACCUGACUUAGACUAUAUUCUGCCUCUAACAUUACUAAUAACGAAGAGAAGUGCAGCGAUCCCACUCCUUAAUGCCUAGUGGAUAUAGGACCCUCUUCAGCAGUAGGCUUUGUUCUAAUACUGAUGAUCAGUUUUUAAAACACGCAGUGUUCCCUGCAUCCCUCAGAGUACCGCGAGAGGCCCAGAAUAUAAAGACGCCAGCUGCCACGCAUCAUCUCAGUAUAUGACAAAGGUUCUAAAGUCAGCGAGAACAAGGAGGAAUCAGUGCUGGAGGCUUGUUGAGGUGGAAUAAGCAGAGCGGGGAGGGAGGCGAACGGUAGACGUGCCUUGCGUGAAAAUGCAAAGUAGACUUGAGAUGCACAGGAGCUGUAGGAGGAGCUCUGGCUGACCCGUCACAACCAAGAGUAGAAGUGGGAAGUCGUACACUGGUCCGGUCGCCCUUAGUGAGCGUUUUACAUAUCAGGAUCAUGGACACCAUCCCUAACUCUGGCUGUGAUGUCCUCAUCUACAGCCCUUUACACUAAAUACCUACAUGAGUGCUUGUUGCCAGCGAGGUCAUGACACCCGCCUCUGAACUCGGACGUGUCCGUGUUGACCGUGUGUGUCGUCACUGCGGUUGGACGGAAGGUAGGAAGUCACCAAACUGAACCAGAACCAUUCUAACUACUGGAAUGUAAAUACACGAGCUUACUGAAGGAAGACGACACUUACCCAGGCUGUGAAGUACAAAUAAAUAUAAUUAACAUGUUUUAACAAAUAGUGACAUUGAUAAAUAUAUAAAUAGAUUUAUAUAUAUAUAUAUAAAUGAAAUACCAACGUAACAUGAUUGCAUUUGUCAGCCCCGUUUUGACAACACGCUAACAUCCAGUGAGAGGAUUUCCCGGUUAGCUGUCAGAAGUAAACGGCGUUGUUCUUAUCGCACUUUUCUUUCUCUACACUGCUCAUCUCAUUUCUUAUUCUAUUUCCUCGGUUGGAGACUCCCGGCUUGUUUUGCGAGCGAGGACAAUCCUCUUGAGUUUACACUGGAGGACUCGUUGUACAGUUUAGCCAGCGUGUGGAGGAAGUGGCCGCGGGCACGCUCGUCAUGAACGCACAGUAAUUAAAUGCAGACCAGUCAGAAAAGGAAAAAAAAAAAAAAAGAAAAGCAAAUUCUUGAUUCCUUCCCCUUGUUGAGUUGUUGUUGUGACAGAAAACACAAUCGCUGCAUUUCAACCAGUUGAAAGUUUGUUUGUUUUUAACUUCCCGGUCAGUGUUUUAUGCAUGUGGAUGGAACGGUGCUUUGCUCUUUUAGCAUUUUAGGUCAUGUUUCAAACAGUACAAACGACAAAAACGGUGUUUCGCUGUGACCUUAUUUAUCCUGACGUAGCUCCUGUUGUCACACGUGGACCUCGCCUGCUCACAAUGUGUGCAUCUCCAUCACAGACUUUAACAGGCUUUAGCCCACGAUGCUAACACACAGUCUCAUCUUGGGCUCUUGUCCUCCGCUGUAUUCUAACUUAUCCAAACACCUAACUGCUGAGCACGUGCUGAAUGCGGCGGGUCAUUUGUGGCGUAACGUGCUGCCUUUGUGGGCGCCGUUGUGCUCUGAAUGACAGAAACCAGCUUCAGCGCGUGGCUCAGACGCUUCUCUCGACUAAACUUAUUGAUGCGGUUCUCGGUGUGAACGCACAUUCAGCACACAUCCAGGAUGCAUUCGGUUAGUCUCGCGGCAUUAGAGACGUCGUGAUGCUCGCUCACAGCGCCGCCAACGCACGCCGUUGAUGGAGUGAGUCCACGGAGAACCCCUGAUUGGACGGUUGUGUAUCACGGCGCUGGCUUAAAGGGUCAUUUCACUCAAAUAAAAAAAAGGAUAAACAAAUCUUCUCUCUUUACCUUUAGUGGCGUCUGAGUGUUUCAGUUUCAUUUGUCUUGAAUCAGUCCGAUUUCUGCUGCCACCUCGGUACCACCUCGGUACCACCUCGGUACCGCCCGAGUGUGGAGGUGGCAGCCAAUCACACGGAGGGAGGAAAACGUACCUGUACAUCUCUAUGCAUCUCUCCACGUCUAUGGGUUUCAGCUGUUGAUGCGUUCCCUCCUGCAUCCCGUCGUUCUUCUGUUGCACCCACACGUUUGCAUCGUGUGCCAGUGAGUGUGUGUGUUUGUGUGUGUGUGUGUGUGUGUGUGUGUGUGCGAGUGUGUCGUGUGUGUGCGCUUGCAUAAAUGAGACUUGUACGUCCUUCUGUCGUGUCUUGUGCGCGAGACCCCGUCGGAGUAUGAAUACCUGCAAACAGUGUUGUUUUUUUUUUUUAAAAGAAGAAAAUCUUUUUAGACAGAUCGUUGCCUUUUCCCGACACCCUUUGUGUUUUUCCAUGUUCUCGUUGAUGAGCCGACUCGGCUCGCUCUAUGCAUUCUCUCAUACCUGUUUUUGUAAAACAAUGUCAAUAAAAUGGAAGGAGUGCAAGUAUA